UCCCAGGAUUCUUCGGCUAUUCAUUGUGCUUAAUGUACAUGUUUCUGCACCGUGCAUUUAGGAGAUCGCAGAGAAGAAUCCAAAACGGCUGCGGGGGAAAGACCACCAAACAUGCCUACAGAAACACUACCGACAGGUAGCAUGGUGAAGCCAGUCAGCCCUGCUGUGACUUUCACGUCCGCCGUUCCUCUCCGCAUCCUGAACAAAGGACCCGACUAUUUUCGCAGGCAGGCGGAGCCUAAUCCAAAAAGACUGAGCGCGGUGGAGAGGCUAGAAGCCGACAAGGCGAAAUAUGUCAAGAGCCAGGAGGUCAUCAAUGCCAAGCAGGAGCCUGUGAAGCCGGCGGUGCUGGCAAAGCCGCCGGUCUGUCCUGCGGCCAAGCGAGCGCUGGGGAGCCCCACCUUGAAAGUCUUCAGCAACAACGUGAAGACCGAGAGUGGCGUCCAGAGAGAAAAUCUGAAACUCGAGAUUUUGAAGAACAUCAUCAACAGCUCUGAAGGCUCCAGCUCGGGUUCAGGCUAUAAGCACGGUCCCCGAAACUGGCCGCCCCACAGAGCCGAUUCAACGGAGCUGAACCGACACUCGUUCGCCGAAUCUUUGAAGGUUUACCCCACGCAGGGCCGUAGCAGCCCGCAGGAGAGCAGCUCCAAUGUCAGCAGAAGGCUCCUAGACCAGUCGGCAGAGACUUUCUUGCAUGUCUCUCACAGCUCCUCAGACAUUAGGAAAGUAACUAGUGCAAAGCCCUUAAAAGCAAUACCCUGCAGUAGUUCAGCCCCACCUCUGCCUCCAAAGCCCAAAAUCGCUGCCAUCGCCACCCUGAAAUCCCCAGAGAUUGAGGCAGUUGAGUCUGGAUGCGGAGUUAGUAGAAGACCCUCCCUACAGCGAUCAAAAUCAGACUUAAGCGACAGAUACUUUCGUGUCGAUGCAGAUGUUGAGCGAUUCUUUAACUACUGCGGACUGGAUCCUGAAGAGCUUGAAAACCUCGGGAUGGAAAACUUUGCAAGGGCUAACUCUGAUAUUAUAUCCCUCAACUUUCGCAGUGCAAGCAUGAUUAGCUCAGACUGUGAACAGUCUCAGGACAGCAACAGUGACCUUAGAAACGAUGACAGUGCCAAUGACCGUGUGCCAUACGGCAUUUCUGCCAUUGAAAGGAAUGCCAGAAUCAUCAAGUGGUUAUAUAGCAUCAAGCAAGCUAGAGAGUCACAGAAAGUGUCCCAUGUGUGAGAGAAAAUCCACCGUAGAAAAAGCGAGGACUGUAUCUUUGUCUGUGAAUAUUCAGUUGUGAAGGGUUGUGAAGUCUACUUGAAGUCUUGUACACUUCUCAGAUCUCUUUGUGUUGCUUGUUGUGCAAUGUUUCCAAGUUGCAUGCCUGUCAACAUGUGAGCUGACCUGGCUUCCACUUGAACAAUAACUAACUACAAAGCCUGGCUGAGCGUACACGUUAUCUGCCAAAAGUUUAAGACGAGAAUCUAAUUAGGGCUUCAGUAUAAUCAAAGUGUUUACAUGGAAAGGUUAUAUGACUUCUUUGGUAUUUAUGUGGUUCCUUGUGGAUUUUAUAUGUCACUUUUUGUCAUGAUACAGGUAUUGUCAACUAACGUUGCUGGCUUCUAAGUUGAAACAGAAUCCCUUUGGGGGGAAGAAAAGCAAAAUUGGCCAAAAUAAGAGGUUUAGGCAUAUGACGAUAGGCAAAGCAGCCUUAUCUCUUCUAGAAAGUGCAUUACUGGCACAUGUAAAACUGUUUCUAAAAGGCAAAGAAUGUUAUGUUCUUAAAUUAUGUAUCGUUGUUAAACUGUAUAUCCCUACUUGUAGUAAGGGACUGUUCAGUAAAGGUUUCUUUCUUCUAGGUAAGCUCCCUCAAUUUUACAGCGGAAGUAGUCUAGUGAAUCUGCUUGACCUCUCAUAAACUGAGUCAUGCAUUUGGGUUGAUAUAAGCAUUUUAAUGAUUUCGUGUUACCCUGUUGGAAAAGUUUAAAGAAGUUUGGAGUCAACAGAUGGAAAUGUUGUAGGUGCGGGAUUUUGCGAGUUCGGUUUUUACUCAAAGAUUCCUGGUCUUAAACUUUUGACAGGAAUGAUUAGAUCCUAUAGCUGAUAUUGAAUGCCUUUAUUAGUCAAACACGUCAUGACUACAAACUCCAUGCUGUCUUUUAAUUAUUUUUUUUGUUAGAUCUAUUUGAACAGUUAAUGAACAAAAAUGGAAACCCACAGCCAUAUCAAUAUAACGCCUCCUAUUCAGAAGUAAAUACACUCAGUAGCUGAACUAUAUCUGAAAAAUUGUGAUUAUGUUGUCUUGCAUAUGUUAUAUCUAAGGCUGUGAAAGUUUGUUACAGCUCUAGGAAAGUGUAGAAACAUGACAGUAUGUAGCUUUUCUUUUUUUUUUUUUUCUUUUUUUUUUACCUCCUUAUGAUGGUUAGUGCUGCAGGUCAACCUGUUACAAAUCUUUUGACAAUCUGUGUCUUCCUAGUGGUUUUAUUAACUGUCAUUUCAACUGACAGUGGUGGUGUGGUAGCGGAGAAGUUGAAAGUACAGUGGUCUGCUUCAUUAUUAUUGUAUACAUGCUUUGAAGUAAAUUGCAGCACUACCUUAUACUUCAUCAGCUAAUAGGAAACUUUUUUAUUGUGUAAAUGCUGUAAGACUUUGUAUAUACUUCAGUUGUUACGAAAUCUUUAAAAGGAAGAGUGUUAUGCUAAUAAAUAGCUCCUGGUGCAGGUAUGGUAGGGUUUUUGUUCUUUUUUUUUUUACCCCUCCCAUUCUUAAAACUAUAUCGGGAACUCAAUUGCAGUGUGUUUUUAGUGCUGUAGAAGGUCUUGGUUAAAUAAUAGUUCCAGUAAAAGGUUUCUUUUACUAAAGUGCUUUUCAGAAUAUAAUUUUUUAUAAAGUAACUAUAGCAGCAUGAUCUGUCUGAAGAACUAGAAGAGAUUUUCAAGACUCCUAAAAUAGCUUGCUUCUUCCUUACCUAGCAAUGUUACUGUUCCCGUUUAUAGCAUCUGUUCAUGAUGAAUCACCACAGUCUUCUGAAUUAUUCUUCAGUAGUUCUUAUUUAUAUAUUUGAAUAUUAAAGAUGUUUUACAAAGUUGGGUUUUAUCUUUUCUCUAAGAAGCCUGUAGCCCAACUUCUUACUGCUAGCCACAGUUAAUGCAGGCGAGCCUAGAAUUGGAGCCACGCAGUCAUUUGUUGCCUAUGGAAUUAUCCUACAUCAAGUUUUAUGUAAUUGUUUUUCAAAUGAUUGUUCAAGGGGGUGGGGGUAAGCACACAUUCAGUUUCAGGAGGCUACUCUAUGGAUUUUACAGUUGGCUUCACAACCUAAGACUUACAACAUUCCUAGUUC
Messenger RNA from Balearica regulorum gibbericeps (East African grey crowned-crane), 3325 nucleotides. NCBI's taxonomy places the organism in Eukaryota, Metazoa, Chordata, Aves, Gruiformes, Gruidae. The record is from RefSeq and is a predicted model, not a curated record.